Amoebophrya sp. A25 is the source of this 1799-nucleotide messenger RNA. Lineage: Eukaryota; Dinophyceae; Syndiniales; Amoebophryaceae. The record is from the annotation of a GenBank genome assembly.
AAAUAAAUAAUUGCGAUAACGCUCGCGUUAUCGCGUUAUUUAUUUGUCAUGACAGCGCACCAUCAUCAACCCGCGUGAGAACGUCUGUUGUUCACGCGCAUCUCGUCUUUGGUUCCGUGUGUUCCGGCUCGCCUCGCAUCUCGAAGAAGUAUCUUAGUCGCAUAAGAAUAACAACAUAUCCAAAAAUCCAUAGGAGUCGUGAGAGCGCUCGAGAGUCAAGAGCGUCCACGAGAGAAGAGAAAAAAACGGAUUCGAAAAACGGGCUUUAUUAAAAAUGGCUAUCGUAUCGUAGAUGAAGUUGCGCAUAUUAAGUCGUUAGGGCAGCACAGCGCCCUACCUCACAUACUGGCCAGUCCAAGAUAAGUCAAAGUCCAGUCAGAUUCGUAAGUCAGUUUUCUUUUUCCCGCCCUCCCACUCCUAUAAUUAUAAUUAUGUUGAACUUAUUGUCGUCUCAACUUCACAAGUCCGCGUCUGUCGACGCAGCAAGACAACAAGAGAAUGGGAAUCGACUCAACAGAGCACUAACGGGGAUUCUAGCUCCUGGCCCCAAGUUAGCCAUAGCAAAACCGAGACGAUUGCCAUGGAAUCAAGCCAUAGCUGGUCUAGGAGGCUCAUCUUCUUCCUCGAACACGGCGAAGCCCAUGCCAUACUUCAAGCCUCCGGCACACUGUGCCACAGGCAAAGCAGCUCCGAAGCCAAAGGCGAUCGUCAUGUCUGGAAAACGUAAAGUCGCAUGCGAUAUAGCUUCCAAUAUAGGGAAGUUGGGUAAUGCCCUUUCGAGUCUGGACAACAUGCUCAUCAAUUCUCGCAGCAAUGCAGUCGCUAACUCCCGCAUCAAGUCAUACGAGGCCAUCAUGUCAAAAACUGCUAUCAAGCCUUGGCCUGCUACCGAGGUUUCACUGUAUACCUUUAUAGGUAUCGCAGUGGCAGCAGAGUACGCGCCGACCCCCGAAAUCGUGAGUGACGUCCUUGCGGCGUCCCCGAAGUUGGAGGACUAUAUCGGGUUGAGAACAAGAGAAGUCAUCGCACGUCUCAGGCGAAAAGGAGUCUUUGGCGACCGCAACCAAAAACAGGCGUUGACGCUGAGGAUGAUCGGAAGGCUCAAGUACUCACAAGAUGCUCCAUCGUCUUCAAUAAUAGCACGAGUAGCGUCCACUCUUCUCAUAGCCUUUUAUGGGGCGAUGAGGAAGAGUGAAGCAGCGUCUGUCGUCUACGGAAAACCUUCGCCGGAUUAUAUCGGCAUCAAGUACGACAACUCCGACGAGUCGUUGGUCUUGGACUUCUCCAUGUUUAGGCAGAAAGGCGGUCCUCGCUGUUCCAAGGUGACUCGCAUUUUCUGUGCGUGUGCCAAAGAUAGACCUCAGGCCGAUGGCAGAACAGAUCAACUUUGUUUGAUCCAUAGCAGUCCUCUUCGUACUUAUGUCGAGUCUCUCCAUCACGGCGGCCUAGAUGUUUUGUGGGCGUUGAACACGCUGCUGAAGGCCCUCAAGUUGUCACCAGAAGAAGCUGCAAAAUUCGCCACUCACAGCUGUCGCGUCGGCUGCGCUGUCCACUUGUUUAGUCUAGAGAUCGCUCCAGAACAAAUUAUUCAUCAUGCUCGAUGGAGCGACACGACUAUGCUUUUUUACUAUGCUAGGAAUAGUAAAAAGCAUAGUCGGCCUCCUCAUUGGUCCAAUAAUAUCAAUUGGAUAAAAAAUUCUGCUGUCCUCCAUUCCACGUUGGUGGGCCUCACUGACGAUAAUGACCUAGACUUAGAGUUCGAUUUUGAUAAUCUCAUCCUUGAUGAAGAUGAUGAGUAA